ACCAGCUGUUUGUUUGCACAUGUUUAGGAGUGAAACAGUGUGAUAAAUAAUUGUCAUCCUUGUAAAUGCAAGUCAUUUUGUAGUAGGCUAAUAUGGAAUUUGAUUUGUCUUUGCUAGCUACAAGUUCAUAAGCAAGACCUAACAAAGCAUGAGUAAAUGAAAUGCUGCCUCACUGGAAGCUUUAAAAUAAAACUUAUAUGAUAGCUACAUAACUUGGUAUUUUAUGCAUUGAGGAAUGAUAGUAUGUAACUAGUAGUGAUAUUAAAACGUGAGUUUUCUUAAACAUUGUAACAGAAUGCAUCACUAACAUUCAUAAACUUGCGAUUGUGGUUUGAGACACUGGUUUGAGCAGGGUUUGCGUGAGAAAACACACAGUGUCAUGUGAUAAGAGGUCCAAGAUCGGAUUGGUUAGUUAGCGUGCUAGUGUAUUUUUCGCUGAGGUAGCUGGCUAUAAGAACGGUAUUUUUUUUUUAUCCCUGUGUUGAAGUAAGCAAAUUUGGUCGCGUGUUCUUUGUAGAAAUGACUAAAAGAGCGUAUCCUUUCGCUGAGUCAUUCUCAUCACAGUAUAAAAUUCACGUUGGACAAAAGGAGUUGAAUCAUCACGGCGUAUUUGGGAACACGUACAGGCAAGAGGUCUUCGAAAAGACGAAGGACCUGCUCUUCAAUGGGACCAAAAUCUGGAAUAUAGAUGCAGAGAAGUGCUCAGCAAUACAGCCAUCGGGGUCAGGUAUGAAACCUGAUGUGAGCCAGACACUCCUGAGGGGACAGACACUGAUUGGGCAGGAUGGCAGACUACAGAGAACUACACCUGUUCAAGAAUGGUCUGUGUGUAUGGUUGUCUCAGGUUCAGCGUUGGCUCCAGUGGGGUGCUGUGUGUGUCAGAAGGCCCAGGGCACCAGGAGGCCGUGCUCCCAGUGUGACCGCCCAGCCUGCCCCUCCUGCAUCCAGCAGUGCGCCAGCUGCUCCAGAUCCUGCUGCUCUGUCUGCACCGUCAUUGACAUAUGUAUGGGGCCCUAUGAGGAGAAGAGGCCGACUGGUCAGGCUUGGACACCAACUGCAGUGGGAGCGUGUGGCUUUGUCUUUCACCCAUUCUUUUGGGGACCAGCUGUGCCCGGAGUGCGAGCGCCGAGCACAGCGAUGCUACUCCUAUAAAUAUGCGUCAGUGAGUGAGUGACAGCUGUGCAGUGGACCAAGGACACACUCUCUUGGCACUCCACGGACGAGUCACUCCAAACAAGGCAACCCCAGCAUGACCUGAACACCAGUGAUAUAUAUCCAACUGUCUAGCUAAUUGUCAUUCAUGUAUUCAAUUUCAUAAUGUAAGUUAUGUAUUGCAGAAGCAUUUGAAUGAAGCCAAACCAAUUCUGUGACAAAAUAAAAGGAAAUGUAACUGAGAAAAACA
Oncorhynchus nerka (sockeye salmon) is the source of this 1402-nucleotide messenger RNA. RefSeq names its product SIVA1, apoptosis-inducing factor (gene siva1). Bases 520 to 1152 code for a protein of 210 amino acids. NCBI's taxonomy places the organism in Eukaryota, Metazoa, Chordata, Actinopteri, Salmoniformes, Salmonidae. The transcript has 4 exons. The record is from RefSeq and is a predicted model, not a curated record. Gene Ontology annotation, biological process: extrinsic apoptotic signaling pathway. Gene Ontology annotation, molecular function: CD27 receptor binding.